Penicillium antarcticum is the source of this 465-nucleotide messenger RNA. RefSeq lists its product as uncharacterized. NCBI's taxonomy places the organism in Eukaryota, Fungi, Ascomycota, Eurotiomycetes, Eurotiales, Aspergillaceae. The coding region runs from base 1 to 465 and encodes 154 amino acids. The transcript has a single exon. The record is from RefSeq and is a predicted model, not a curated record.
AUGCUGUCUGGUUAUACGACACCAACAAAGCAACCUGGAUGUCGACAAACUUGGGAGGAUUGGGUCUUUGCUGAGUCUAAGCUACGAACAGCGAUUGUUUAUUUCAUUCUCGCAUCUUGCUAUGAUGUCGACUAUGGUCUUCCAUGUGACCGUGACAUUGAUCAUGAGUUCGGCGAGAUUGAGCUUCCAGCAACGAAGUCUCUUUGGGAAGCAAUCGAUGAGAUUUCAUGGUACAAAAUACUUGACCUUGCUAUCUCAGGGCAAGAUCGUGCCCACCCGGUCGAGAGUAGCGAAACAAGGCUAAACUAUACUAAUUUAGUAGAGCUGAACAAGUUCCACAGUGGCCCCGAAUGCCGCGCUACUAUGGAGUGUGAUCUAGGUCUCAAAUAUCAAGUUGAAAAAUGGUAUAAGGAAAUGGACGAACUGGGAAUGCUUGUCUCACUGUGCAGUGUCAUGAGUGAUUAG